Molecule: messenger RNA, 7420 nt
Organism: Contarinia nasturtii (swede midge)
Lineage: Eukaryota; Metazoa; Arthropoda; Insecta; Diptera; Cecidomyiidae
Gene: SLO2
Product: potassium channel subfamily T member 2
Exons: 30
Coding region: 1341-5909 (1522 amino acids)
Biological process (GO): potassium ion transport
Cellular component (GO): membrane
Molecular function (GO): intracellular sodium-activated potassium channel activity
Source: RefSeq, a predicted model, not a curated record
AAAUUUAACAAAAAUUGAAAUUAACGAUCGAUCUAAAAUGAAUUUCAAAAAAAUUAUUGGUCGAACGUGAUUUAAAAACCAGAGAAAGUAAUUAAAAACGAUCGACUUGUAAAUAGAAAUUAAAACAACAGCAAAGAAAUAAGAGUAAACAAAACUAUUGAGCGGGUAAAAAAGACAUUUUUUUGAACUUUUGGAAGGGAUCGAACAAAACAAAACAAUAAUAACAAAAAAUAAAAGCGUGAGCAGAGUUAAUAAGCUUCGGUUUCUCAUUGGAUAAUUCUUUCGUUUGUCGCUUCAUCACGAGCAACAAUUCAUUAUCUUGUUGGUGCCGCUAUUCUUAUGAGACUUUUGAUAACCAAAAAAAAAAAAUAACAGAAGAACUCCCUCUUCAAUGAAUCCAUAUUUAAUCAUACAUACAUAGCGGACCAAAAACUAGAGAAAAUAAACAGAAAACACACGAAUUGGAUGGAUUUAUAAUGCGGAACAUAACAAAACAUAAAAAGGAACACCAAACAAAAAAUACAUUCCCACAACCAGUUUCACAUCAUCUUUCGUAGCAAAAUAUAUAUAUGAAUGUAGAAGAAACAGCAACAACAACAAGAAACAAUCAACUAUUUAAUAAAUAUAUGUAUUAUGGGAGUAUCACACACGAAAAUUUAUUGACAUCGCUGAUACUUGACCAAACACAAAUAUAUAUCGUAAAUGAUGAAUCGAUCAUGAGAUAAACCAAACUUAGAUUAAUAAAAAAAAGAAAAUAAAAGGAAUUAUUUUUGUAUACAUUUAUCGACAAAACUUUAACUUAUAAUAAAAGAAAAACGUUUCACGAAACUCAAAUAAAUUUAAAUAAAAUCGUAAGAACUUCAAAGAGCUUAUUAUUAACCAUAUGGAAAUAAAGAAAAACUCGAAUAAACAACAAAAAUUAAAACAACACGAAAAAUCAAGUAUGUCAAUUAAGUAACAAUAAUGCGAACCAAACCAAGAACACCUACCAUGCAACCAAAUUAGAUGAACGACAUUUCAAAACACAAAAUCGAGUUAUAAAUAAUGUAAACUGCGAUUUAAUAAAUUGAAAGAAACCGGCAUAAAUGCCGAACAAGAACCAGCCAAAAUAUUUUUUAGUCAAAUCAUUGGAAAAUAGAUGCAUAACAACAGAAAAUUAGAUAAAUAGCGGUAAAAUAAAGUUCCAUCGCAUCCAAAAGAGAAAUAAAACACUUGAAAGAAGACGGAAUUAAUUACAACAGAGAACAUACAUACCGGGGAGAGAGAGAGAGAAAGAGAGAGAAAAAUAUUGUGUGUAGAUUUAAUUGAAACGGAAUCACCGCCAAACAUCAACCUUCAGAAUGUCGAUGUUUUUCUUUCGUUUGCAUAAUUUACAACGUGAACAGGAGAAUAAGCGAAAAAAAUCGGUACAACAGCAACGCCAACGACAACGUCGUGGUGCCCGAAUAUUUCGUAGUGAUAGCGAUACAACCGGUCAUUUAACAUUAGCCCCGUCGCGGCUAUUUGAAAAAACGCCCAUUAAACCAUCCGAUAGUUUAGAUGAAAUUGCUUUACAAAUUCCAAGAGUACGAGUGGAGUAUUAUGUCAAUGAAAAUACAUUUAAGGAAAGACUGCAACUUUAUUUUAUAAAAAAUCAGAGAUCAAGUCUACGAAUACGAAUUGCAAACUUAUUUUUCAAAUUACUUACAUGCGUAUUGUAUAUUAUUCGAGUUGUAACCGAUUUAGAACCAACGUUUGCUACUUGUUUCGGUUGUACGCCUGGUAAUAAAACCGAAUUUCUUGAAUCUGCCGCAUUGACAGAGGAGGCGUUUCAAGAGCGACCAAUUAUCAAUUGGGAUGCGAUUUUAUUCGUUAGUCGACCAACGGAAUUAUGGGCAGUACAAUUUAUAUUGGCAUUCAUUUCAUUAACUGAAGCGAUGUUAUUAACAUAUCUUGGUUAUAAGGGAAAUAUUUGGCAACAAAUUCUAUCAUUUCAUUUUAUAUUAGAAUUGGUGACAACCGUCCCAUUUGCAUUAACGUUACUAUGGCCUCCGUUACGAAAUUUAUUUAUUCCAAUAUUUUUAAAUUGUUGGCUUGCCAAACGUUCGCUGGAAAAUAUGUUUAACGACCUCCAUCGAGCAAUGCAAAAGUCACAAUCAGCAUUAUCACAGCAAUUGACAAUAUUAUCGGCUACAUUAUUAUGUUUAGUUUUUACCAGUGUUUGCGGUAUUCAGCAUUUUCAAAGAGCCGGACAUCGACAUUUAAAUCUAUUUCAAAGCACAUAUUAUGUAGUUGUCACAUUUUCAACGGUUGGUUACGGUGAUUUCGUGCCAGAUAUAUGGCCUUCCCAACUAUACAUGGUUAUUAUGAUUUGCGUGGCGCUCAUCGUUCUACCCACACAGUUCGAGCAAUUGGCAUUUACAUGGAUGGAACGGCAAAAACUUGGCGGCAGCUAUUCAUCGCAUCGUGCGCAAAGUGAAAAACACGUCGUUGUCUGUUCAACCACACUGCAUGCCGACACCAUAAUGGAUUUUUUAAAUGAAUUCUAUGCACAUCCGCUUCUACAGGAUUUCUAUGUGGUGUUGCUGAGUCCAAUGGAAUUGGACACUACAAUGCGAAUGAUUCUACAAGUUCCGAUAUGGGCUCAACGCGUGAUUUACAUUCAGGGUUCAUGUUUAAAAGAUGGUGAUUUGGCUCGUGCACGUAUGAAUGAAGCUGAAGCGUGUUUCAUAUUGGCCGCACGGAAUUAUGCGGAUAAGACUGCUGCCGAUGAGCAUACCAUUUUGCGUUCGUGGGCGGUUAAGGAUUUUGCUCCAAAUGUGCCACAAUACGUACAAAUAUUUCGGCCUGAGCAUAAGUUACACGUGAAAUUUGCCGAGCACGUGGUAUGCGAGGAUGAAUUCAAAUAUGCGUUGCUUGCAAACAACUGCACGUGCCCUGGAGUUAGUACAUUAGUAACUCUGAUAUUGCAUACAUCGAGAGGACAAGAGGGCCAGCAAUCACAAGAGGAAUGGCAUCGACUAUAUGGAAAAUGUUCGGGAAAUGAAGUAUAUCACAUCAUUUUAGGCGAUAGUCGAUUUUUCGGUGAAUACGAAGGAAAAAGUUUUACGUAUGCCAGUUUUCAUUCGCACAGAAAGUAUGGCGUUGCGUUGGUUGGUGUCCGUCCGGCUGAAUUGCCCGAAUUUUAUGAAGAGACGAUUUUAUUGAAUCCAGGACCAAAAUACACAAUGAAAAAGGAUGACACAUGCUAUUACAUGAGCAUUACGAAGGAAGAGAACUCUGCAUUUGUUGUAAAUCAAAAUCAAACGACACCAGAACAACCGAAAGAAGUAGUGAGUGCGAAUAACAACACAUCGUCGAAUCAGCAUCAAUAUACGGCACCAGUACCAUCGGUGUGUGUUCGUGUGCCGCAUAGUCCGAGCCUUGAUUCUGGCCCAUGUACGCCGAUGAAGAAACUACCGAUUGACAGUGAUUUUACAGCACUGGCCGUGCCUUCAGAAAAAAUGCCGCAACAGUCGAUGACAACAUCGAACUCAAAACUAAAUCUCAGCGAAAUUAGUACCGGCACAGCAGCAGCACAAAGUGCACCUAAUCCUAGUAAUCCAAAUACAACAACUUCAGGAGGUGCUGGAGCGAGUAGCUCAGGUUCUGGGCCACAUUUAUUAUCAGCCGCAAAUCAUCUAGAAAUACCAUCGAAUAAUCCAAACCUAUUAAGUCCCGAUAUUCUAAAUCAACGACGAGGAAGUAGACGACCAUCGAUAUUACCCGUUCCCGACAUGUUUACAUCUUCAUCGUUUAGCAUUUCCGGCAAUGAUGAUGGCGAUGAAUGUGAUGAAAGUGAAGACGAACUUGACGAUGAUGUCCCAUGGCGUUCGCCGUCCGAAAAAAUUGCGAUUGUGAAAGGUUUUCCACCGGUGUCGCCGUUCAUUGGGGUUAGUUCAACACUUUGCUACUUGUUGAAGGAGAAGAAACCAUUAUGUUGCUUGCAACUGGCACAGGUGUGCGAACAUUGCAGCUAUCGAAAUGCAAAGGAAUAUCAGUGGCAGAAUAAAACCAUCAUUUUAGCAGCGGACUAUGCAUCAAACGGGAUUUAUAACUUUAUAAUACCAUUGCGAGCACAUUUCAAAUCGAAAACAUCGUUAAAUCCAAUCAUAUUGCUGUUGGAACGACGUCCUGAUGUUGCAUUCUUAGACGCCAUCUCUUAUUUUCCAUUGGUUUAUUGGAUGCAAGGUUCAAUCGAUUGCCUGGACGAUUUACUACGCGGUGGCAUUACAUUGGCCGAAAAUGUUGUCGUCGUUAAUAAAGAACUUUCAAAUUCGGCCGAAGAAGAUAGUUUAUCCGAUUGUAAUACAAUUGUCGCUGUUCAAAAUAUGUUCAAAUUCUUUCCAAGUAUCAAAAGUAUAACGGAACUAUCUCAAAGCUCAAAUAUGAGAUUCAUGCAAUUCCGAGCACAUGAUAAAUACGCAUUACACUUAAGUAAAAUGGAAAAGAAAGAGAAGGAGCGAGGAUCGCACAUAUCAUACAUGUUUCGCUUACCCUUUGCCGCUGGCUGUGUAUUUAGUGCAUCUAUGUUAGACACAUUACUGUAUCAAGCAUUCGUUAAAGAUUAUGUGAUAAGAUUCGUACGUUUAUUAUUAGGCAUUGAUCAAGCGCCGGGUAGUGGUUUUCUGACAUCGAUGAAAAUAACUAAAGAUGAUAUGUGGAUUCGUACAUAUGGGCGUUUAUAUCAAAAAUUAUGCUCAACAACCUAUGAAAUACCAAUCGGAAUUUAUCGUACACAAGAUACAAGCAGUGCCGAUGCAUCACAUGUGAGUAACACACCCGAAGAACGUUGGAGACCAUUUUCAGCAUUUUCGAAGCAUUGUGUGCGAUUGCGGCCAUCGUACGAUGAAGAAGCUGGAGCAUCAUCAAAACGAGGAACAACUGACAGCAGUCGUCUACGUGAAGUUACCUAUCGACCAUCAAUACACUCAAAAUCUACUACAUGUUUAGGUGGAUGUACUGAAAAUCGUAGAGGAUCUGCAUACUCGAUAAAUAUGAACGAUGAAGCACGCGAAAUCCAUAAACAACAAAUUGAACGAGCCGAAAUAGCUAAUUUAGUUAGAAUGCGUAUGGAUUCACUGAACUUACCGACUAUCGAUUACGAUGAUGUUAGCGAAAAACGAAAUAGCUUAUCGUAUGUAAUUAUCAAUCCCAGCUGUGAUUUAAAACUUCAAGAAGGCGAUGUUAUAUAUUUGGUUCGACCGUCUCCUUUUUCGGCAAAAAAAACAUUCGAACGGCACAAUUCACGACGCAAAUCAAACAUUUCUUAUUGCUCGAAUUUAAAUAUGGCGCAAGCGGCUGCAUCAGCAUCACGACGCGGAUCCGGUUUCUGUUUAAAUACUUUACAGAAUUUGCCUGGGUAUGGAUUGCCAUCUUCUGCACGUGCAUCAUCACCAUAUAUUGUUCAAAAUAAAUCCAAUUCUCUUUCCUUACCUGAUAGCCCAACGGUUGCUGGUCAAACACGCGGCAGAAGUAAUUCACUGCGCAUCGAAAGCGACAUUUUGUUAAGGCGUUCAAGUUCGCUGCGUCAGGGAUUACCAAAUAUUGGGGUAUCGGUUGGUCGACGCAAGUCGUCACUUGAAGAAAUUGGCAUAUCGCAUUUUACAACUUUAAUGCAAGCCACCAACCAUUCAAAUCCCAUCAAAAUCUCAUUGAAUGGAAGUAUUGGCCUUGAGGUAACGCCACCUGAAGAACCACUUCCAGUGCUUGGUGUACCAUGUGUGAGCAGCAGCGGUGGCAUAAAUCCGUCAAGUUUUGGCGGUUCAUCAUUAGGAUUGAGCACGGUUGAAAGUCAAAUGUCACCAUUACAAGUGCCACAAUCGGACGAUAGCCAACAAUCAGUCCGUUCAGCUCAAUCGCCACAACAUCUACAAGGAACGAUUGUAUGAUAUAACCUCAUGUGGGGUCGUAGGCUACGCUCCGCAGUUAGUAAAAAUAAAUGGAUUUAGAGCAUAUACAUAUAUAUUCACAAUCUGGAACUGGAUUUGAUGCUUAGUUAUUUAUGUGAAAUUAUGGUGCGCAAAAAAAAAUAUAUUUCACAAUCGCUAUUCACAAAUGAAAAAAAAAAACAUACACACAAACUGGAUACACAAACACCUCGUAUGACGAUCAUCAACAAAUCGCUAUCACACUGGCUUGACAUACUCAUGUUCUUUUUCUUUCAUAGAAAAUUCCAUUAUGCUACUCAAGAAUUAUAUAACUGACAGAGAACAGCCACAAUACGAACUAUUUGCAUUGAAUAACACCGGUUUUCUUUUUAAUCAUUUGAAUGCAGAAAAUGGGACAAAACUAAAGCAUGAACAGAGAAUAGAUAUUAUAAUUUAGUUAUAAAUAAUAGACCAUACAAAAUUGGACAUCUAGUUGAAUUUAUAAACCAAUUUUUUGUUUGCUAUAUUAAACUAGACUUUAUUUCAAUAACUGAGGGAAAAAUAUAUAUAUCAUGCAUAACAUUAACGAAUGCAGCUUUAUGUACAAAAUCUAUACAUUGAAAAAACAGGAAGUUUUUGUUUGUUUAAAAUGUUGAAAUAAACAAUUUAUCCAGAAAUCAGACCAAAAUGUUCUCUACUGAUGGAAAAUUCUCAUUAUCGCAAACCAAGAAAAAAAAAACGAAUCCAUAAUGCAUUUUUAUAAUGCGAUACACAAAUCACCAUCAAUUGUUAUUAAUCGUGUUUUUAAAACAACCAAUUUAUAGAUAUAUAUUUAUAAUUUUAUUUAUGAAUUAGAAAAGUGAAAAAUGGUAUAAGAGAUUAUAUAUCCAUGGCAAUCAGUCUAAUUUAUAAAUGGAUUCCAUAACGGGCUAUACCAAAAAAAAUGAAACAAAUUUAUGUGAAUUAGAGGAAUUUUCUCCCAUUGUCUUAAUUGAAAUCUGUAUAUAAAUGAUACAAUUUGGAUUUUUUAAUUUCAAUAUAUAAUAUGAGACAACAUUUUUAUUUCAAGGAAAUCUGAGGAUUUUUUUGUUUCUGAACUAUUUCUCAAACGCAUUAUAUAAACAAAUAACUUGUAAAUAACAAACUUAAACAGCCAACCGUCCCCUCCCCCCCACACAGAAAUUGGUUCAAUUGAAUUAAAAAAUUUCGUUUUUUUUGUUCCAUUAACGGUUAAGAAUAAAUUUAAUUCUUUCAAUUCAAUGUUCAAAACAGUCAAAUUUUCUUCAAUUUUUUUCGUCAACAAGUAAAUUAAAAACAAAACAAACAAUUAAAGUGUCUAAUUUGUACAAAAUAGCCUCAAAACAGCUCUCUGCAGUACAAUGUACAUUUAAAUGUUAUCACGUAAAUUUAGUACCAUAGUGUUAACUAAAAUUAUAAAGGGUAAAGUAAAAAAAAACUUAAACUAAAGAAAAAUCAUUUUAAGAAAAUGAAUUUAUUGAAAAUUGAAGAAUACAAAUAAAAAAAAGCUGGUA